Molecule: messenger RNA, 744 nt
Organism: Penicillium waksmanii
Lineage: Eukaryota; Fungi; Ascomycota; Eurotiomycetes; Eurotiales; Aspergillaceae
Product: flavin-dependent quinone reductase
Exons: 1
Coding region: 1-744 (247 amino acids)
Cellular component (GO): cytosol
Molecular function (GO): FMN binding; oxidoreductase activity
Source: RefSeq, a predicted model, not a curated record
AUGCCACCCAAACACAUCGCAAUAGUCACGAGCAGUACUCGCCGCCCACGCCUCAACCCCACCAUCACGCAGUACAUCUAUGACGUCCUCAUGCACGACCCGACAAUUCCAACAAACCACCAGCCAAGCACAUUGAACGCGGAAACAAUUCCAAGCUCAAGCAGCGAUCCGUCCAGCUCGACAAUGGCCACGCCAGAAACAGGCUCAAUAGACACAGACCCGAAACAUAUCACAUUCACCAUCCUAGACUUAUCAAAGCAAUCCCUCCCCCUCUACAAUGAGUCCGUCAUUCCCGCAAGUCUUCCCGCAGACAACCCAACACCACACUACAGCAAAGAACACACACGCCACUGGUCCACAAUCGUCAAGCAAUAUGACGCUUUCAUCUUCGUCACCCCGCAAUAUAACUGGAGUAUACCAGCCAGUCUGAAGAAUGCACUCGACUACCUAUUCCACGAGUGGAAGGGGAAACCCGCGGGAAUUGUAUCGUAUGGAUCGCGCGGCGGGGGCAAAGCGACAGAUCAUUUGCGUAGCAUUUUGACUGGGUUGAGGAUGGAUGUUGUUGGUACGGCGCCUGGGUUGGUCGUUAAGUUUACGGGGUUACCGGUUGGUUCGCUUUCGGAAGAGGAGGAGCGGGUUGAGCUUGACGAGAGAGAUUUGGAAGGGUGGAAGGACGCGGGUGUUGAGGGGAUGAUGAGAAAUCUAGUUAUGGAGAUUGUUUGUGAGUUAGAUAAAAGGAGGUGA